Messenger RNA from Culex quinquefasciatus (southern house mosquito), 504 nucleotides. RefSeq lists its product as uncharacterized. The coding region runs from base 1 to 504 and encodes 167 amino acids. The record is from RefSeq and is a predicted model, not a curated record. NCBI's taxonomy places the organism in Eukaryota, Metazoa, Arthropoda, Insecta, Diptera, Culicidae. The transcript is spliced from 4 exons.
AUGGCGGCGGCCUCGACGGCGGAGACAGCAGAAAAAAACACCCCUGUGGUACCAGCACCCGGCAAGUCGGACGGGGAAAAGAAGCAGCCGCCGCUGGUGGUGAAAGAAACGAGCUUCGCCCGCCUUGCGAAGGUGAUGUCGACAUGUGAUCUCCAGCCGGAACACAAACUGACGCGGUACGGCACCAAAAUUACGUGCUUCUCGAGCGACGACUUCGACACGGUGCAAGCCCACCUGAAGAAGAACAAGGUGCAGUUCUACACGCACGGAAAGCGCAGUGCGAGACCGCACCGGGUAGUAAUGCGAGGUCUCCCGAACGCGGAACCGGAUUACGUCAAGGAGCUGCUCAAGACGGAACAUCAGCUGGACGUCUUGGCAGUACACGCCAUCAGGCGGAAGCAACAGCUUCCCGCCAUCGAUGAGACGCCUUUCAUCGUGCCUUUCCCCAAGGGUCACACCAGUCUGAAGGAGUUGAGUAGCAAGACGUCACCCACCCAUUGGUGA